Molecule: messenger RNA, 1481 nt
Organism: Fimicolochytrium jonesii
Lineage: Eukaryota; Fungi; Chytridiomycota; Chytridiomycetes; Spizellomycetales; Powellomycetaceae
Exons: 6
Coding region: 91-1203 (370 amino acids)
Source: RefSeq, a predicted model, not a curated record
ACGCAAACGACACGCAAUGGGAGCCUUCUUUUCCCAACGCGCACUUACUCCGCAUUCACAAACAGCACAUAGAAGGGCUCCAUAAGCGCUAUGUACUCAUCAAUGUUCAGGGGAAUACCCCCGCUCUCCCGCACCUCCCGCCUCGCCACCUCAUACACGUCGUCGUCACCGCCCGCAAACCUCGCAUUCGCCCGCCUCCUACGCACAAAACGGACCUAUGCCAGUGUCUCCGCCGACCCGCCGCUGUUGCAGAGGUCUCCGGGGGAGAUAGCCAGACGGGUCGCUUGUACGCAAAUGAUGUUGACGAGGUGGGGGAUAGAAGCUGCACAUGCGUCUAAUGGAAAGGAUGAGGGUACGAUUUGCUUCACUAUCUGCUUCGGGAGCACGGACGACAGGCUGAUACUUUUCACUACAGCUGGGCGGAUCGAGACAAGCUACCAAGCACUAGCCCGCGCCAUCGACGAAAGCAAGCUAGACCGUUCGUUCACGCCACAGGAGUCGAAACUGAUGGAAAAGACUCUAGGCACAUGGUCGCCGCAGGAAGACAUCGUGGGCACACUCGGGCGCUGGGAAUCGUUCGGCAUCCUGCUCUGGAUGCUGCGGAUCGUCGAUGGGGUGCCGAGGUACCACAUGCCGUUCCCGAGGGAGGUGCUGUACGAGGCGACCGCGAUCGUGCCGGCGUUCCCGACUACAGUGGCGACGUUUUUGGAGUACUUUACGAAUGGAGAGGGCGCGAAGGAAAGUCACCGCGUGACGGAGGACGAGCUCCGGACCGCCAUCAACAAAGCUGAAGCGUGGUACUGGCGCGCAAGAGCGCAGGUUGUCCUGGACUUGCGGGAGAGCUUGAAGGGAGAUAGCGAGGAGCAGAAGGCUGCCAGGAAAAAAAUCCCCUCAGCCCUCCACACAGUAAUGUCCAACCUCGACUCCGCCCUAACGCAAGCCUCAAUUCGAGCUACCACCGACCACCUAAUCGAUGAAACCAUCUCCGUUACCCAACCAGGGUCCCCCGAAAUGACCGAUUUCGGCGUCGACGGCACGCCCUACCGCGCCCUCGACGACCACGCGCUGCGGGAGGCGAAUGAUAUUGCCGAGUAUAGGCUCGCGGCGCUGGGGUGGUUGACCGGGCGCGAGUGGGACUUUCAGAGGGGGGAGGUGCCGUUUAUACAUCCAUUGGGGAGUUUGUGGACGCCGGUGGAUAAUUGAGAGGAGGGAGGGAGUAGACCGGCGUAUGGGUUGGGAGGAGGAGGGAAGGAUAGGUAGAGUAGGGCUGAUGGCGUGCAGGUAGCUAGGUUCUGAUAUGGUUGACAGGGCAUGUCCGACGGGAAUAAACAGCGCGAUGCAAAACCCGCCGGCAGACGCGUAAAACAUCUUUCACUUCUGUUUUGCAACAACCUCUCGCAAUCUUCCCUCCGCCUAUCCCAGAUCCCAACCAACACCACACGCACGCAAUGUCCCUCAGAUCCCGCAUCCUCCUCGCCGGC